This is a messenger RNA of Drosophila hydei, 5751 nucleotides long. RefSeq names its product S phase cyclin A-associated protein in the endoplasmic reticulum (gene ssp3). Bases 46 to 5544 code for a protein of 1832 amino acids. The record is from RefSeq and is a predicted model, not a curated record. NCBI's taxonomy places the organism in Eukaryota, Metazoa, Arthropoda, Insecta, Diptera, Drosophilidae. The transcript is spliced from 13 exons.
UAUACAUAUAUAUCAAAAGCAUAAACAAACGUAUCAAGAAAGGCUAUGGAGAUGCGAGAGGUUUUGAGUCGCGAGGGACGCGAAGCAAAGAACUUGCUUGUCUACCAGUUUUGCGAUGAGACAACCGCAAGUGGCGUCGGCGCAGGCAGCGGCGCGGGCAGAGACGGCGGCGUUGUAGUCAAUGGUGACUGCUAUCCAACGCCCACAUGCCGCAAGCCGCCGAUGGCGCCGCCGAAAUCUCCAAGUGGCAUCCAAACACCCAAACACUGCCAAUCGCCGACGACGACGGCUACGACGACCAAUGUGACACGAUCCAAGCCGGGCAACGCCGGUCUAGCUGGCUCGACUGGACCGCGCGUCCGCAGCGCCUCGACCGGUCGGGAUAAGAAGUCGGAGCUGCAGGCACGCUACUGGGCGCUGCUCUUUGGCAAUUUGCAGCGUGCGGUCAACGAGAUCUAUCAGACAGUCGAAUGCUAUGAGAACAUAUCCAGUUGCCAGGAGGCGAUCCUUGUGCUGGAGAACUAUGUGCGUGACUUUAAGGCACUCAGCGAAUGGUUCAAAGUUAGCUGGGACUAUGACUCGCGACCACUGCAGCAGCGUCCCCAAAGUCUUGCCUGGGAGGUGCGCAAAAGCAAUCCCACACCUCGAGUACGCACUAAGAGCCUCUGCAGUCCCACUACGUCGGGUAAAUCGAGUCCGGCGCUCUUUCCUUGCAAUUCGGGCAAAACGUCGCCCUGUUGCGAUGGCCAUGUGACGCCCAAGAAGCUGCUGCGCGCCUACGAUCAAUUGCCACGCGGUGCAAUGCGCGUGAACGUGCGGGAAUUGUUUGCAGCGAAUAAGCAACGCAAUGCACGCGGCUCGCCCAAUUCGGAUGUGCAGGAGGUGACGACUCCACAACUGGAUUUGCCUGAGGACAAGCCGUACGUGCAGCUCAACACACAAUACUCGCAAACGGAUUUGGAAGAUCCGCAUUUGACACUUGCGGAUGUGCGCGAGAAGAUGGCCAGGGAGAUGGCCGAAAGGGAGGCAGCAGCGGCAGCGGCGGCGGCUAGAGAGGCAGCUCAGCUUGAGGCGGCGGAAAGGGAGAAAGCAGAGAGGGAAUUAGCUGCAAGAGACGCAGCUGUCAGAGAAAAGGCUCAGAAAGAGGCGGCUGAGCAGGAGGCAGCGCAGCGAAAAGUAGCUGGAGAGGAAACCGCUGCAGAGGAGCUCUCAGAUUUGCCAGCAGUUCAGCCAGCUGCUCAGCCAGCAGCUCAGCCAGCAGCAGCAGCAGCUGAGUUCAAUGCUCAACAGGCAAAGCAGCAGGUAUUAAUCGAAACCGUGCAACAGCAGCCGCAGCAGCUAUCAACUGCACCACUCCUGGCUGCCGAAGAGCCCACAGCAUUGCAGCUGACAGUCUGUCGCUUGGAUGCCAUGGAGAAUGCCUUGCUGAAUGCGCAGUCCAACAAACAGCCAACACCGCCAAACACAUUGCUAAAGCCUGUCGCUGCCAUUCCCGAGAAGAAGCAGCCAAUGCAGCAGCUCAGCAGUGCGCAAACCGUGCAGAAUAGUCCUUUAAAAUACUCCAGUGUGCUGAAUCGUCCCGUUGCCAUGCGUGGCAGCAAUCCAAAGGUAAAUGUGCAGCCAAACGUAGCAGCAGCAAACAGCAAAUUGGCUAACAGCAAGGCAGCAGCUCUAACUAAGGCAGCGGCGCCAAUCAAUGGACUGCGUCGCAGCAACAACAACACGAACAAUAAUGCUAAGCCCUUUGCUGCGCGCAGCGGGCGUUUGGCUGCGGCUCAGCCACCGCCGCGUCCUGCCAGCAAAACGGAGUGCUAUGGGCCGCCGAACAAUGUGGCUACUCGACUGUCGGCUCGAUCGCGCACCAUGCUGGACAUGAAUGGCAAUGCGGUAGCUGCAGCAGCAGCUGUGAUGCCUAGGCCAAGUCUGUCGAAGCGCGUGGGCAGCUCGCAGCUAAGCAUAUCCACGACUGGUGCAUCGAAUCCCAAUCUGGGCAAGCGAGCAAGUGCGCCCAGUGUACGUCUGAGCUCUCGCGAGGACAUAGCCAGCUCGACGUCGACUCUGAAGGCCAGCAAUGAGCAGCUGAGCAGCUCGAGGAGCACACUGAAGCUGGAGGAAAGGCAUUCAGAGCCGAAGCAGAUGCUGGAUGCGAAUGAUGGUUGGCACACGGUCAAGAAUCGUAGACGCACAAGCAUGCACUGGUCGAAUCGUUUCAACCAACCCACAGGCUAUGCCAGUCUGCCUACCUUAGCGCUGCUGAACGAGCAGAAGGAGGAAAAGGACAAACAGCAGCGGGAGAAAGCGGCAGCAGCCGCAGCAGCCGCAGCAGCAGCAGCAGCAGCAGCUGCCAGCAAAGCUGGCCAAGCCAGCAGCAAGUCGAAAGCCACAGCAGCUGACACCAAAGCUAAAGCCGCGAAGGCAGCCAAAGUGGUGGCGCCACCAGCGCCCAGGCCAGAGAUAAAGAAUGCCAAAGCCAAGGUCAACUCUUUCCCAGCUCAGCGGGCAGAGAGGGAGAAGGAAAAGGAGAAGGAAAAGGAAAAGGAAAAGCUAAAGCCAGCAACUGCCUUAAUGCGCAGCAGCAGCAAUUUCAUUCAGAAUAAAGCUGCUGCCUCCGUCAAUGCUCGCACCACCAUUAUCAAGCGACAGAAAUCGGAUCUCACGGGACUUAAGAUGACCUCGCUGCACAAGGAGUACAUGCGCAGCGAGAAGAAUGCGCUGCGCAAGCAGCAAAAGGAGCAACAGGAGCAGAGCUUGGGCAACAAUGCCACAGCCACUGAUAAUGAGUCUAAUAACGAUGACCACAACAAGAUCGACAUCAAGAUCCAGACGAACUGUGAGUUCUCCAAGACCAUAGGAGAGCUGUACGAGAGCAUCGCCCGUUGUAAGCUGCCCAACGGAUGUGUGAAACCCGAUGCCAGCCUGCUGGCAGCUUGCGAUGAGAUCGAGGAGCAAACAGCCGAGGAUGUUGAGGAGGAGCGCAACGAACGUAUCCUUGUGGAAGUGCAAGAGUCGCUGGAGCGUCAAAUACGCGAGCUGGAGAGCACAGAGAUCGACGUGGAUACCGAAACGGAUGAGACAGAUGGCGAAGUGCAGUUGGAGGAGCAGGACGACAGCACGGAUCAAGCGCUUGACGAUGCCGUCGUCUUUGUCACGAUGAGCGAUGAUGAGAACGCGAGCUUGGAGCUGCGCUAUCAAGCCUUGCUCUCCGAUAUGUCCUGGAACGAACGUGCCGAAGCGCUGGCCACACUCCAGGCUUAUGUUGCACGCCAUCCUGGGCGCGCACAGGAACUGCAUCAGAAGCUGUCGUCGCCAUCGCGUCGUCGCUCGCUGCAGGAGACUCUGAAGAAGUAUCAGGCCAAGCAGGCCAGGGCACAGCAAAAGCGCGCUUUGCUGCAGCAAGAGAAGGCAGCGAAGCUGCAGCAGCUCUUCGUGAGGGUCGAGGAUGUCAAAGCAGCUAAGAAGCAGCUCAUUGAGGAUAAGCGCCAGAAGAUGGAGGGCAGACUGCAACGCGCUGCCGAGAAUCGGGAGCUAUAUCUAAGGCAGAUCAUUGAGAAGGCGCACGACGAGGACAAAAAGCUGAAGGAGAUUAACUUCAUCAAGAAUAUCGAAGCGCAGAAUAAGCGCCUCGAUUUACUCGAAGCCUUCAAGGAAACCGAGGGACGGCUCCAGGAUCUCGAGCAGGAGCGUCAGAAGCGCGUCGAAGAAAAGGCCGCCAAGGAGGCAGCUGUCGAGCGGCGUCGCCAGGCAUUGGAAAAGGAGCGUCUGCUCAAGCUGGAGAAGAUGAACGAGACGCGGCUGGAGAAGGAGCAACGCAUCGGCAAAAUGCAGGAGCAAAAGGAACGACAACGUCAAGCGUUGGCCCGUGAGAAGGCACGCGAUCGCGAGGAGCGCCUGCUCGCUCUCCAGGUGCAACAGCAGCAAACUACAGAGGAGCUGCAGCGCAAGAUCCUACAAAAGCAGCUCGAGUCUGCACGCCGGCACGAGGAGAACAUCGAACACAUUCGACAACGAGCUCUCGAGUUGACCAUGCCCAGCACACGGCAGCAGGACGAUGCGCGGGGCGACGACGAUGCGGAGCUGCUCAAUGGCAACACCACCAGCACCACCAACGAGGACUGCGAUCUGUCGUCCACAUUUUCCGACAUCGGCGGCGUGGCGGGCAGUCGCGAGCAUUCGCGCAGCUACAAAAAGAAAAUGAAGAAGCUGAAGCAGCGCAUGAAUCAAUGUGCCGCUGAGUAUCUCGCCACCUUAGAGGCUGUGCCCGCCCAUGUGAAGCGGGACAGCUGUGUGCCCAAGCUCUUGAAUCUGGUCAUGAAGGGCGGUGGGUCGCAGGGCCUGGAUCGUACGCUGGGCAACCUGUUGCGUGUGAUACCCAAGGCGCAGACUUUCGACUUCCAGGCGUUCCUCAACCUGGACGGACUUGGAGUGUUGACCAACUAUGUGAUUAGCAAGGGUCUGGAGGACAAUGCUGAGAUCUCUAAGAAAUCUGUUACACUUGCCGUCCAGCUCUAUCGGAAUGCGUGCUCCGUUUGUCCACAGAUAGCGCGUCAUGCGCUGCUAGGCAACUCCAUAGCCACGCUCUUCGAUGCCAUCAGUAGAAGUUUUCAGUUACCCGAAGAAAAAUCACCACAACAUCCGGUCGAGUUAUCCACGGAGCUAAUGCUGGCAUGCACCGAGGCGCUAUCAUCGAGCUAUGUGAAGAAAAACACCCACCCUAAAGUACCGGAACGCCUACCGGACAUGAUAAACUAUGCCGUAAUCACUGGACUAAUUGGGAUGCUGUCGCGCCGUUGCAUGAAGGUGCGCGAGUCCAUUGAGCAGAAUCAGAGCGUCAUGUUGAGCCUGUUGACCACGUUGGGCUUCCUCACGCGCUUCAUUGAUGUUUGUCCGCCCGGUCCUGGCGAUCCGACACGUCUGCUGAGCGCAGCCAAGUCCACCGAGCUCUUCGGCACCAUUGCCAUGCUCUCCGGCUGCAUGGUGCCCAUAGGUGAGUGCAUUCCGCCGCGCACGACCGCGUUGGCGGCAUCGACUUUUAAUCUUUUCGUCUCGCUGGCUUCGGUGGAUGCGAACAGUUUUCAGGAGGUGCUGUCCGUGGAGGGUCCUUUGUCGGUGAAGCUGCUGGACGUGAUGAGCCUGAUACUUAAGCACAGCGUGAAUCAGACAACUGCCAAUUCCAGUGCCGAGAGCUCCACGAUGCUCAUCGAUUUGAUAGCAUCAUUGGCGUUCUUCAGUGUGAACAAUAGACGGCACCAGGAGCUAUUGAUAACGGAGCCGUUUGCGGUGAUCUUCAAGAAUUUGUCCAAGCUGUCGACACAGUUUAAUCCGGUCAUUUAUCCAUUUUUGGUGACCAUGUGCUACAACAAUGCCCCGGCCCGGCAGCUCAUAUCACGCGACUUUGAUCUAGGGUUUCUCGAUGAAUACAGCAGAUCGGAUGCGGCCAAGCGCAAUCGCUUAAUACAAAUGAUGCACGACAAAGGCAGCAGCGGCAACGGCAGCGGCAGCAGCAACAACAAGAACAACAACAACAAUAACAACCAGCAAAAGUAGAGCAUCUGUCUCUAUCUGGCUUUAGCUACAGCCAGCUCUGCCAUCUCCCUCUCUAGCCCUCUCUCUCUGUGUGUCUGCCGCCAAGUGAUAUUAUUUUCAAAGAAAUCAACUCGAAACAUUCGAAACAAGUGGAAAAACUGCUUGGAAAAUGCAAAUGGAUUUACACAUAUUUUUACAAUAAUUUAUAAUCAAUUGAUAUCUCCAUAU